AUGGCAUGCGAACCGGACGAGGGUGGCUGUGCAAUGGAGUUACCGCCACCCGACGACCACAAUUUGAACCCCGCCAUGGAUGCUUUAGAGCUGCCGGCAGUGGGGCGUGUAUUUAGAACACUAAACGAGGGUAUCCAAUGCUACACCAACUACGCGCGGACCAUCGGGUUUGACGUUCGAUGUAGCUCCGUGAAGCAUGACCGAGACGAAGAAGUGUACUUGCGAUAUUUGGCUUUUUUAGGUAAUUGUGUUAAGGCCAACAUUGGUUCUUCAACGGGGCUGCGGUUUUGCAAGGAAGCCACCGGAUUGUAUGCAAAUGUCGGCGUAACGGACGUGGAAUUCCACAAUUUUAAGCGAGAUGUCCAAACGUACGUUAAUGUAGCUGAUGGGGAGAUGAUUAUCGCCACCUUCAAAGCCAAGCAAGAAAUGUGCAGUGAAUUUUUUUAUGAAUACCAUAUGGAUGAGGAAAACCGGCUAUCGCGUCUAUUCUGGGCUGAUCCCCUCAGUAGGCGGACAUUUUCUUGCUACGGCGAUAAUAUUUCCUUCGAUGCCGCCUACGAAACAAACAGGUACAGUAUGGUGUUUGUGCCGUUUACGGGUGUGGACAAUCACAAACGAUGCAUCACUUUUGGGGGCGGUUUGCUCACUAAGGAAGACGUUGACUCAUACAGCUGGCUGUUGGAGAAAUUUAUAGCUGCAAUGGGCAAGAGCCCAUUAUGUGUUGUGAUGGACCAAGACCCAGCAAUGCGAAUUGCUAUCCAACAAGUAUUGCCAAAUUGCCGCCAUCGCUACUGUAUGUGGCACAUUAUGACAAAGGUUUAUGAAAAGCUAGGCAAUGAGUUUCGCAAAAAACUAAACGCUAUCGUCUGGAACGAAAGAAUCUGCAUUGAUGAGUUUGAGGCGCAAUGGCACCUAUUAAUGGAUGAGUACAAGCUAACAAACCAUCGGUGGUUUAGCAAAAUAUUUGGUGAAAGGGAGAAUUGGAUCCCGGCUUACUUUUUUGAUUUGCCCAUGAGUGGGCUGCUAAGAACCACAUCGCGGUCAGAAGCAGAAAACGGUGUAUACGGUAAAUUCACACGCCCCCAUUCCAGUUUGGUAGAGUUCUACAUGCAAUUCGAGAGCGCGCUGGGAACGCAGCGCUAUCGACAAGAUAAAUUAAACACAGAGUGCGAGGGUUACCUGCCUGAGUUUAAAACGCCAUUAGCACUCGAGCGUAAUAUUGCACGAGAAUUCACGAUCACUAUUUUUUAUGAGCUACAGAAAGAAAUAGAAGCAGCUUGUUUUUAUUGUUCUGUGAUCGGUGUACGCCAAGACGGGGAUAACACCCAUUACGACAUUGCAAAUGAGGGCAACAUUAUUGCGACCGUGCACUACAAGGUUGGUGGUCUUGGAGCAUCAUGCAGCUGCAUCUUGUUCCGAAGAAUGGGCUUGGUCUGUCGGCAUAUGUUUGUGGUUUUUCGGGGUGCAUAG
Ipomoea nil (Japanese morning glory) is the source of this 1470-nucleotide messenger RNA. Its product is annotated as protein FAR1-RELATED SEQUENCE 5-like. The record is from RefSeq and is a predicted model, not a curated record. Bases 1 to 1470 code for a protein of 489 amino acids. Gene Ontology annotation, molecular function: zinc ion binding. NCBI's taxonomy places the organism in Eukaryota, Viridiplantae, Streptophyta, Magnoliopsida, Solanales, Convolvulaceae. The transcript is spliced from 3 exons. Gene Ontology annotation, biological process: regulation of DNA-templated transcription.